GAAGUCCCGACAUUCACAUCUAUCCUUCAUUCCUUAUGGCAAUUAGUAUUAUUAUUGUUUUUUAAUGUUCAACUGUAAAGAAUUUUUCAAGUUCAAAGAUAGUGAACCCAAUUUACAAACUAGAUUGUUGAGUGAUCCUUGUGAGUUAAUUACUGACUUUCUAACAUGGCUCAACAAAUUCUUACCAACCAAGAUCCAUGGCAAGAAGCUUACUCCGUUACUUGUCUCUUAAUAACUUUCCAAGUUCAUGUCAAAAACAUGAUUAUCAAAUUUCUAUUUUCCCAUGUUCCUUUAAAGCACACCCCAAUCCUGCCCUUUUCCCAUGUCACAUAUCCAUCAUGGAAACUCUCCAUCAGGAACAUAUUUUCAGAAGCCGGUUUCCACCAGUUCCGGUGCCGGAGGAUGCGACGAUACCUGAUUUUGUACUCCAAGAUGCUGAGUUGUAUGCAGACAAGGUAGCUUUCGUUGAGGCUGUGACAGGGAAGGCGUAUACUUAUUCUGAAGUGGUCAAAGAAACUAGAAGAUUUGCCAAGGCAUUAAGGUCUAUUGGCCUGAGGAAGGGACAGGUAGUGAUUGUUGUACUGCCAAAUGUUGCUGAAUAUGGCAUCGUAGUAUUGGGAAUUAUGGCUGCCGGUGGUGUGUUUUCCGGCGCUAAUCCUACAGGACUUGAAUCUGAAAUUAAGAAGCAGGCUGAAGCUGCCAAUGCUAAGCUAAUUGUCACAAAUGAUGCUCACUAUGGCAAGGUGAAGGGUCUAGAGCUACCAGUAAUUGUACUAGGCGAAACGUCCAAUGCAAAUGCGAUGAAUUGGACCGAACUGCUGAAUGCAGCUGACCGUGCAAGUGAUAAAUCUGUUCACGAGGUAAUCCAUCAGACUGAUUUAUGUGCACUUCCAUUCUCAUCAGGCACAACAGGAAUAUCAAAAGGUGUAAUGCUAACUCAUAGAAACCUGGUAGCUAAUCUGUGCUCAAGUCUCUUCAGCGUUGGUCCUGAAAUGAUUGGUCAGGUUACUACAUUAGGACUAAUUCCAUUUUUUCAUAUAUAUGGUAUCACCGGAAUAUGUUUUGCUACGCUGAGGAACAAAGGGAAAGUGGUGGUGGUGAAUAGGUUUGAACUCAGGACAUUUCUCCAUGCACUCAUAACACAAGAGGUCACCUUUGCACCAAUUGUACCGCCAAUUAUUUUGACUCUGGUUAAGGACCCUGUUGUAGAAGAAUUUGAUCUUACGAAACUCAAACUCAGGGCUAUUAUGACCGCGGCAGCUCCUCUUGCUCCUGACCUACUCACAGCUUUCGAAAAGAAAUUCCCUGGCGUCCAAGUCCAAGAGGCAUAUGGUAUGACUGAGCACAGCUGCAUAACGCUUACUCAUGGGGAUCCUGAUAAAGGACAUGGCAUUGCUAAGAAGAACUCAGUAGGAUUCAUCCUGCCAAACUUGGAAGUCAAGUUCAUAGAUCCUGACACAGGUCUAUCUCUUCCCAAGAACACUCCUGGAGAAGUUUGUGUAAGAAGCCAAUGCGUUAUGAUAGGUUAUUACAACAACAAGGAAGAGACAUCCAGGACUAUUGACAAGGAUGGAUGGCUACAUACUGGUGACAUUGGGUAUAUAGACGACGAUGGAGAUAUGUUCAUUGUUGACCGUAUCAAAGAACUAAUCAAGUUCAAAGGUUUUCAAGUUGCUCCGGCAGAGCUAGAGGCUGUCCUCCUUGGUCAUCCCUCGGUUGAAGAUGCAGCGGUUGUGCCGCUACCAGAUGAAGAAGCUGGAGAGAUACCAGCUGCUUGUGUUGUGAUAAAUCAAGAAGCAAAAGAAAGUGAAGAAGAUAUCUUAAACUAUGUGGCAGAUAAUGUUGCCCAUUAUAAGAAAGUGAGAGUGGUGCAAUUUGUGGACACCAUACCAAAAUCACAAUCUGGUAAGAUAAUGAGAAGACUGCUCAAAGAAAAGAUGGUUGAGAAGAUGAAAGCAAAUAGUAAUGUCCAGGACAAGAAAGUACUGCCCAAAUGACAUCCUACACUAAUAACAUUUUUCUCUUCUUUAAUUACUCUUUUGGGAAAGGGAUUAAUGUCUAACAAUAAUGUCUAUUGGCUUCCUUUUUCUUUUUUAUUUCAUUCACAAUUACCAACUUUCUUUUCUUAGACUUUUUAAAAAGUUAAUGUCUUUUGUGUCAAAAUUUGGACUGAUGAUGAGGAAAAUAUAAUCAAAAAGAAAAGGGGAACAAGAAUAAAGAGGACAGGGGCAACUUCUUUCCA
Ricinus communis (castor bean) is the source of this 2242-nucleotide messenger RNA. RefSeq names its product 4-coumarate--CoA ligase-like 1. The record is from RefSeq and is a predicted model, not a curated record. The transcript is spliced from 6 exons. The coding region runs from base 198 to 1997 and encodes 599 amino acids. Gene Ontology annotation, molecular function: long-chain fatty acid-CoA ligase activity. Gene Ontology annotation, biological process: fatty-acyl-CoA biosynthetic process. Lineage: Eukaryota; Viridiplantae; Streptophyta; Magnoliopsida; Malpighiales; Euphorbiaceae.